GCCCCUCCUCGCUGCCCACGUGUGGCCCGACUUAAGAUGGCGUCUCCCAUGGCAAGCCAGGCUGGGACAGCGCUGCGGGACUUGGCUUUGCUCAGAGCUUCCCUGCUGGCGAGGCGCAGCCCGGCUGUUCAGUUGGCCCCUAGACGAUGGCUAAACCUGCAGGAAUACCAGAGCAAGAAACUGAUGGCUGAUCACGGGGUCACAGUUCAGAGAUUCUUCGUGGCUGACACUGCAAAUGAUGCUCUUGAGGCUGCUAAGAGACUAAAUGCUACAGAAAUUGUGUUGAAGGCUCAAAUCUUGGCCGGAGGAAGAGGAAAAGGUGUUUUCAGCAGCGGGCUGAAAGGAGGCGUGCAUCUAACCAAGGACCCUAAAGUGGUAGGGAAGCUUGCUGAACAGAUGAUUGGAUACAAUCUCACCACAAAGCAAACUCCGAAGGGUGGUGUCAAAGUUCAGAAGGUCAUGGUGGCAGAAGCACUAGACAUUUCAAGAGAAACUUACUUUGCAAUAUUAAUGGAUCGAGCUUGCAAUGGACCUGUUCUGGUUGGUAGCCCACAAGGUGGGGUUGAUAUAGAAGAAGUGGCAGCUAAAAGCCCGGAACUCAUCUUCAAGGAGGAAAUAGAUAUUUUUGAAGGUGUGAAGGAUCUUCAAGCCCAACGGCUGGCAGAAAAUCUGGGAUUCAAGGGACUUCUGCAACAGCAGGCUGCCGAUCAAAUUAAGAAGCUGUACAACCUUUUCCUGAAAAUUGAUGCCACUCAAGUUGAAGUGAAUCCCUUUGGCGAAACUCCAGAAGGACAAGUCGUGUGCUUUGAUGCCAAGAUAAACUUUGAUGACAAUGCUGAGUUCAGGCAAAAAGAGAUAUUUGCCAUGGAUGACAAAUCUGAGAAUGAGCCUAUAGAAAACGAAGCUGCCCAAUAUGACUUGAAGUACAUAGGCCUGGAUGGAAACAUUGCCUGUUUCGUCAAUGGCGCUGGGCUUGCUAUGGCAACAUGCGAUAUCAUUUCCCUCAAUGGCGGAAAGCCUGCCAACUUCCUGGACCUUGGUGGAGGCGUGAAAGAAGCACAAGUAUAUCAAGCAUUCAAACUGCUCACUGCUGAUCCCAAGGUUGAAGCAAUUCUGGUCAAUAUUUUUGGUGGGAUUGUCAACUGUGCCAUUAUAGCCAACGGCAUCACCAAAGCCUGCCGAGAGCUUGAACUGAAAGUGCCUCUAGUGGUCAGACUUGAAGGGACAAAUGUUCAUGAAGCCAAGCGCAUCCUGACUGAAAGUGGGCUCCCAAUCACCGCCGCAAGUGACCUUGAAGAUGCUGCCAAGAAGGCAGUGGCCAGUGUGACGAAGAAAUAGAAGACACUUCCAGCAAAGGACUUUAUAUAACACACAACAUUCCCCAGGUUGUCUCAAAUGUAUAUUUAGGAUUCUUUUAACCAGCCAGGAGUAAAACUCUAUUUGGUCAGCCUAACCUAUCCAUAAUAAAUUACGAGUUUUUUUGGUGUGUAAAAAAAAUUAGUUUGGAACUUCACACAGAGCUCCUGUUGUUCAGUGAUAUUUCACAAUGGUCCGUGAGCACAUAUGAUGAGUAACCACUAUCUAUUUCCACUCUGGUUUCUUCCUCAUAUAAUAUGCCAUUGUUAGUGACUUGUAAUUUUUGUAAGGUAUUUUGGUACAUCUUUAAUGUCCUGGAGGGAUAGUAGAGAUUGGUUCGGUCUUUAUUGGUCAUCAUGGCCAGGAUCCAAGGAAGCACACAAUGGGAAUUUUGUUUCUCAAAAAUAGCAGCCUUCCAUCAUGGCAAGACACUUUUGAAAGUUUCACAAAUGCCAUUUGUGAUAAGACUUGCCAAUUGAAUUUUUAAAAGACAAAAAAAAGACUCCAAAUUGGGAUAUGCCCAGUAGCCUUCAGGGUGUAAGCUUUCUGAAUCUUGGCCAUUUUUUAAAAAAAAUAGCUUUUCUGAUUAGGGAAAAGGUAGAGAAAUGGUUACGCUUAUAUUAUGUCAUUUGAGCCAAAAUAACAGGAAUUGGAUUUUUCACUUAGAAGAUGUGUACCUGUUUCACACAUGCCUUAAAAUUGAAUGUUUGUGCUUUGAAAUCCACUGUAUACCUCACAUCAGAAGAAAACUCAAAAAUGUAGCUGUGUGAAAUCAUACUGAUAUAUCAUACCGUGAAUGGAUGAGUUUCUCGUGUGAAUACUUUUAAGCAGUGAAGGGUGACUGCAAAGCAUAGUGCCAUGUUAUAUUGAUAACUGUGUGUCCACUUAAUACUGACUGUGACCUUCCUAAUCAAUGUGCAUUGUUGUUGGAGAAUCGACAUAGCGUGCUGAAGAUCUUUUUGUGGGGUGGGGGUGACAUUUCUUCAAACAUUUAUACUGUUAUCCCACUGAGAUUAGUCAAACCUGCCUAGUAUGAGCUGUCAGGGAACCUGCCGUCAUUAAAAAGAAUGUGAAAAAAUAUAUAAACCGUAAUGAGAAUUAUUAGGGCAUAAUCUGGCUUGAGAUAAGAACUUUCCAGUUCUGUUAAUUGCAAAGAAGGUAUUAAUCAUGUGCUUCAUUUUCAUUUUGCAAUAAAUUGGACUUUUAAGUACUUAACAUUG
Molecule: messenger RNA, 2576 nt
Organism: Zootoca vivipara (common lizard)
Lineage: Eukaryota; Metazoa; Chordata; Lepidosauria; Squamata; Lacertidae
Gene: SUCLG2
Product: succinate-CoA ligase GDP-forming subunit beta
Biological process (GO): tricarboxylic acid cycle; succinyl-CoA metabolic process
Cellular component (GO): succinate-CoA ligase complex; mitochondrion
Molecular function (GO): ATP binding; succinate-CoA ligase (GDP-forming) activity
Source: RefSeq, a predicted model, not a curated record